AUGGCAAUUCAGUGGAAUAAAGUUUUGGCAGCAUUUUGUUUGAUUGCAAUUUUGCUUGAACCUUUGUUUUUCUACCUGGUCUAUAUUGACAAGGAAAACAAGUGUUUUAGCAUUGAUUGGGAGACAACAACAUACCUUGUUUUACUUAGAAGCUUUGUUGAUCUUAUUUAUUUUCUGAAUAUGAUCGUAAAGUUUAGGUUGGCUUAUAUUUCUUUUAGGUCUUCGGUGGUGGCUAGCUUGUUUCUUUUCUUUGACUUAUUGAUUGUAUUACCUCUUCCUCAGAUAAUUAUAAUGUUUAUCCUACCGACUUCACUGGGGUUAACAGGAGAAAAGUAUAUUGGGAGUCUUCUACACUUACCGAUUCUUUUACAAUAUAUGUAUCGUAUGGUCAGAUUUUCGCCUCUAAUACUUGAGUUGUCUCCAACCGGAGUUAUAUUUGAGUCAGCCAAGACAAAUAUCAGUAAAAGUAUUCUAUUUUGUAUUCUAUUGGUCAAUGUUGUGGCUUCAUUGUGGUACCUCUCUGGAACACAGAGAGUUAAUCAAUGUUUGCAAGAGGCUUGCCAUCUCGCUAAUGUACCUAAUUGCAUGAAAUUGAUUAAUUGUAAUUCUGAAUGGCGGAAUAUGUCAGCUACAUGGAGCAGUGAUAACGGUGCAAAUGAUUGUAUGGCAUCAAACAGCUUCAUAAACAGAUUCUCCCCUAUCAGAGUCAAACAUCUUUCCAGAUUUCAUUCUGACCAUGCCGCUAUUAGCAUUUCUCUUGAAGCUGACGAAUCUCACAACGCUGGUGGUAGAAAACGCCCUUACCUGUUUCGUUUUGAGGAGGCGUGGAGUAAGGAUCCCAGGUGCGAAAGAUUCGUGGAACAGAUUUGGAAUGAGCCCAGCAAUAGAGGCCUUAAUAAGUUUGAAAGGCUUAAAACUCUCGAUGAUUUGUUUAAAGAUUAUAGAAGGGGGGAGAUCUCCAAGGAGAUUAGACGGAUUGAGGAGCAGUUGGGAAAGGAUUUUUGUUGGGCGGAGGGUCGGGAGGACAUUACUCGUAACAGGGCCUUGGUUCGACAACGUGAUAAGCUGCUUCAAACGGAGGAACUUAUGUGGAGACAAAGGAGUAGGGUUAUGUGGCUUAAGUGUGGUGAUAAGAACUCAAAAUUUUUCCAUGGUAAAGCGAAUCAGCGGCGCAAGACAAACUCUAUCAAGAAGAUCAAGGAUGAACACGGUCACUGGUGGAGAGGACAAGCGAACUGCGAACGAAUUCUGGUGACUUAUUUUGAUGAUAUUUUCUCUUCUACCAUGCCCACUGAUACUGAUAUUGUUGAGGUCUGCAAAGUUGUUAAAGGAAGAUUAAAGCCUGAACAUGUCAGGAUCUGUGAAGAGGCUUUCUCGGCUGCUGAGGUUAAAUGUGCUCUGUUCCAAAUGAAUCCCUUAAAGGCACCUGGACCGGAUGGGCUUCCUGCACUAUUUUACCAAAAGUUUUGGCAUAUAGUGGGAGGUGACAUAAGUAAGUUAGUGCUGGACAUCCUCAAUAAUCAAAAACAUCCUGGAAUCAUUAACAGCACCCAUAUAGUUCUUAUUCCCAAAUGUAAAAAUCCAGCCAAACCGAAGGACUUUAGGCCCAUCAGUCUUUGCAAUGUGGUGAUGAAAUUAGUGUCGAAGGUGAUUGCUAACAGGUUAAAGCUUUUCCUACCGGACAUCAUCGAUGAAGAACAGAGCGCUUUCGUCAAAGACCGACUGAUUAUGGAUAACGCCUUGAUUGCGAUGGAAUGUUUUCACUGGAUGAAAAAGAAGGUGAAAGGGAAGAAAGGUACCAUGGCCCUGAAACUUGAUAUGUCAAAGGCGUACGAUAGACUCGAAUGGAAGUUUAUUGUGGAGGUCCUCUCGUCUAUGGGUUUCCCUAGAUCGUUGGUUGUUUUGAUUGAGAAGUGUAUCUCCUCGGUGUCCUACAAGGUGUUGAUUAAUGGCGCCCCUAGCAGAAGUUUCACACCGGAGAGGGGUCUUCGUCAAGGCGAUCCCCUCUCUCCUUACCUUUUUAUCCUGUGCGCUAAUGUUUUUUCAGGUAUGAUUAAGGAAGCUGCCAGCAAGAAGGAGAUUCACGGCAUCAAGGUCGCUCGCAAUUCCCCCAUGAUCACUCAUUUAUUCUUUGCUGACGAUAGUUUGCUCUUCGCUAGAGCAACUCUGGAGGAAGCAGGCCGCAUUAAGGAGAUUCUCAAAUCUUACGAGUGUGCCUCGGGCCAAGUGGUGAACUUUGAUAAAACCGAAGUGUCUUUUAGUAAGAAUGUGGGAGAGGUCACUUGCGCAAAUAUCCGGAACAGUCUAAAUGUCAAUGCCGUCUCUAAUCAUUCCAAGUAUCUUGGGCUGCCCGUCAUUCUUGGGAGAUCAAAGAAGAUUGUUUUCUCUAUGCUGGUGGAAAGAGUUUGGAAAAAAAUCAAAGGUUGGAAAGAAAAAUUCCUUUCUACUGCAGGGAGGGAGGUGCUCAUAAAAGCUGUAGUGCAAGCUAUCCCCACUUAUGUGAUGAGCUGCUACAAACUUCCUAUUACUGUUUGCAACGAGCUCGAAGCCUUGAUUGCCAACUUUUGGUGGGGAGCGAAGAACGGGGAGCGGAAGCUGCAUUGGUUGAGUUGGGAGAAGAUGGCUAAGGCUAAGAACUCGGGAGGAAUGGGGUUCAGAAGUAUCAGUGACUUUAAUACUAGUCUUCUCGGUAAACAUUACUGGAGACUUCUGUCACAAGACGAUUCAUUGGUGGGAAAGGUUCUAAAAGGAAGGUAUUUCCCCAGGGGUUCCAUUGACUCUUGCGAUGUUGGUUAUUGCCCCAGCUAUGCUUGGAGAAGUAUUAUGGGAGCGCGGGAUGUGGUGCAUCGAGGUGCGAGAUGGGGAAUAGGAAACGGAGAGAAGGUGAAGAUCCUAAAUGGCGGUUGGAUUCCGGGUAAUCCUGAGUUUAAACUUCUGUAUGGUGCUAGAAAUGUAGGAGAGGAGGAUCUUGUCAGUGAUCUUAUUGACAAAGAGUUGGGUGUCUGGAAAAGAGAGGUUAUUUAUGACUCGUUCUCCCAUGAAGAUGCCAAGAAGAUUGUUAGCAUACCCCUCUCAAGGCUCCCAAACGAUGACAAGUUGGUGUGGCAUUUUGAAAAGAGUGGAGAAUUCUCGGUAAAAACUGCGUAUCACGCUACGCGCUCGCACAGGGCUUCUCUUCUCCCUGGCCCUUCUGUUUUACAUAACCAUAGCCUCUGGAAGCUGAUUUGGAAGGCGCCCAUCUACACAAGGCAGCGGAACUUUUUGUGGCGGGUGGCUAAAGAUAUCCUUCCCACGAGGGGGAAUCUCGUCAAAAGAGGUAUGCCCAUUGAUCCUUCAUGCCCCUUCUGUCAAUCCGGAAUUGAGACUCUGCAGCAUAUUUUUAUGGAUUGUCACUUUGCGAAACAAGUUCUUUUCGCGUCUCCCAUAGGCUACCGUACUCCCAUCUGUCUUGAUGUGAACUUCUGGAUUCAAUCUGUUCUAGAGGGCAGUGAUGUCUAUAGUGUUCAGCUGUUCUGUGCCUGCCUCUACAAAAUCUGGGCAGCUAGAAAUGUAGUGGUGUUCCAAGGGAAAGCUGUUUGCCCUAUUGCAGUUGCAGGUGGUGCUUUUGAUUAUGUGCAGGACUUUGUUAGAUGGCCUCCAGAUCCUUAUGGGAAAAAUUUGUCUUCUACUGCGAGGAAGGAUGUCUCUUUCCCCCAGGAUGUCUUUGUUGCACAAGUGGAUGCUGGGCUCACGGAGGCAGGCGAUACGGUGUUUGGUUGUACCUUCAAGGACCCUUUCGGCAAGACGCUGAUGGCUGCCAGUAAGAAGGAAAAUAUCCUGGUCGAUCCCAGCAUUGCUGAACUCUUGGCCAUUAGAUGGUGCAUUCUCUUAGCAGCUGAUCUUAAGAUGAACAAGAUUGUGUUCCAGUCAGACGCGUUGGUGGUGGUAGAUUGUAUCAAUUCCAUCUCUUGUAAUGCCUCCCUCGAUCCUAUAGCGGCGGAGUGUCGGUUACUUUUGAGUUCUUUCUCUUUUAGUUCUGUUAUUUUUAUUCCUAGGGUCUGUAAUUCUGAUGCACACAAUGUUGUGUUGCUUGGUAAGGCUUAUGGCUCCCGGACCUGGUUAGAUGGUAUCCCGGGAGCGAAUUCUGUAUCUCCGGCUGUUUUAGGCCCUUUGAUCUAA
This is a messenger RNA of Vicia villosa (hairy vetch), 4158 nucleotides long. RefSeq lists its product as uncharacterized. The transcript has 7 exons. Bases 1 to 4158 code for a protein of 1385 amino acids. The record is from RefSeq and is a predicted model, not a curated record. Gene Ontology annotation, molecular function: RNA-DNA hybrid ribonuclease activity; nucleic acid binding. NCBI's taxonomy places the organism in Eukaryota, Viridiplantae, Streptophyta, Magnoliopsida, Fabales, Fabaceae.